GCCGGUCAGAUACAUGCUGUGGUAGGUUUCCACUAGGGGAUUCUAGUGCAGAAACUAUCUGCCUAACUAAUGAGUGGAUCAGAACCUGUUGAUGACAGAGCAGACACUAGAAGAUUAACACGUGCACAGGCACUAAGGGUACCGCACGUGUUCAGGACCUUGGACGAGGAAGAAUUAAGACAACUUCGCGUCGAACGCAGAGCCCGUGCUCUCGCAGCAUCGAGAGCAACAGCAAACGCCGCAGCUAGGGAACAGGCUGCCGCAGCAGCUAGGGCAGCAGCCAUGACUAGCUCACCAGCAUCCUCUGCGGCUUUGUCAGGGACUAAUGGGAUGAGUGCGGGAAUGCCAACUAGUUCCACGAGUUCCUCGGGCACUUCCGGAUCCACAGGUUCUAGAGGAUCUUUUAGUCAAACGGCAGGCUCGCAGUUCAGCCCCAUGACCGCACGAGAGCAGGAGCUCAAAGAGAUCCAACAGGUCGAGAGGCUCCGCCAGCAGUUAGAGGAGGAUCUGAAGAACGCAACCGAUAGAGAAAAAAAGAUAAAAAGUAGAGCAGCCAGACUUGAUACGUUAGAGGCUGACAAGGUUGCGUUAGAGGGAUUGGACGAAUCAAGUUUGUCUGACCCCCUGAAAGUGUUGAGGGACAUGUUGUCACUGCAUGCGCAUGUGGACAGCAGGAUGGACUUCAUGCAAAGCACUUUGGACCAGAUCCUGGAUGCAUUGACAAAGCCAGGAUUCCGGCCACCAGCACAAUCGCCAUUGCCGUUAACGGCGAUGUCAGGGCCCUUUGCCGUACAAGCUGGCACACAGCCAAGUGAUACGUCUGCAGCAGCAGCACAGACUGUUGCAUCUUCUUCUUCGGGUCCAGUGGUGAUUGCUACAUCACCACAACAACMUGUUCAGCAAUCUGGACAGCAGCAAGGUCAAUGGUACCCCAAGACCCCAAUGAAACCGCCUCUUGCCUUCUCAGGCGAGAGAAAGGACGAGGAACUCAACACAUGGUUGAGGACGGUCCCGGUUUGGGUGAAGGCCAAAAAGACCUUGCCAGAGGAUGAGGUGGUAACUGCCGCAUCUUACCUAGAGGGUAAAGCAGCCAAAUGGUUAGAUUGGGUAGUUGUGAAAGCCGGGUACGGGCGACGCAUGGCAGAUUGGGCUAAGUCUUUGACUCUAGACCAAUUCAUGGAGAUGGUAGAAGCUCGAUGGCAUAACCCACAGGAGGCUCAAACGGCCACUGAUGCCAUUAACAAACUUGACCAACGCAAGUUCAGGUCAGUUAGGGAGCUUACGACUACCGUCGAGAGCCUGAUCCUCGUUCCAGGCAUCAACUACAGUGAUCAGUUCCUCUUGACCACGUUUGUUAGAUGUCUACCUGAGAACAUGAGGAACUUACUAGCCAGUGAGGCACGCACUGAGUACCACUCAUUUGAGACAUUGUCUAGGAAAGCCUUAGACUUAGAGGCCACGCUAGGCAAUGCUCAACCCACCUCAGGAAAUGACUCAAAGAAGAAGAAGAGUCCUCAAGAAUGGAAGAAGAAGGGGGCAAAGUUGAUGAUGGUUGAGUCUGAUGGGACUCAAACUGAGAUCGAUGAGCUCUCUGACCUGAUGGACUACUCAGAGUAUGACGGCGAGGAGGUAGCUGAGGGUAGCACCCUCGCCGCAGUAGUAAAGACUAAGGCAGGUGGCCGAGGGAAGGGCCAACCUAGGAGUCAAGGGAAGGCCGCCUCCAAGCAGUCCAAACAGGCUGAGUGGGUCAAGGCAGGUCUUGACCAGGACGUGUGGCAUGACCGCCGAUCGCGUGAUGAAGUGGGAAUGAUACCCUCCUCACUUCAUGACAAGGCCGAAGCUAAUGACUCCUUAGCUACCCCGCAGACGCAUCUAGACCAAACUAUGCUCUGUACGGUAGAUGUGUCUGAGGCCUUAGAAGACUUAGAAGGCGAGUGGUCAAACAAGGACCCUCGUGAGUCUUGGGCGGCGCUAAAGAAGGGUCCUAGAGGGGAACAAUUCGCUGUGGAAGUGGAUAUAGGAGGCCGCAAAUGUGGUGCCUUCAUGGACACAGGCUCCAUGCGAAAUUACAUAAGUCGCGACUGUUUGGAAAGACUGCACCUACAGGACCGGGGGAUUAGGCCGGAAGAUGCGAAGGUGGCUAGUAUUCGAGACUGGCCACGACCUCAAACUGUCACUGAGGUCAGAUCAUUCUUAGGAAUGUGCGGCUACUAUAGGAACUUCGUAAAGAACUAUUCUACAGUCGCCUCUCCUUUGACUGAUCUAACUCGACUUGACACCCCGUGGGACUGGAGUGACGAGUGCGAAGGUGCUUUCAAGAGAUUGAAGCAUGCACUCGUGAAUCGUGAAGUUCUCAUGGUUCCCGAUCCGCAAAAGCCAUUCAUAGUGACCACUGACGCAAGCCAAUACGACUUUGGCGCAGUGCUGGCUCAGCAGGAUGGGAAAAAGUUGAGACCGAUUGAGUACAUGAGUAAGAGAAUGCCAUCAAAGAAAAUGGCUAAGUCCACCUACGAAAGGGAACUCUAUGCUCUCUACAAGGCACUUGUCCAUUGGAGACACUUCCUUUUGGGAAGAUUCUUCUAUCUGAGGACUGAUCAUCAGACCUUCAAAUGGAUCAAGACUCAACCGGCUCUUUCUGAUGCACUCAAGCGAUGGAUUGAGGUCAUAGACCAAUAUGACUUCAAGCUUGAGUACCUGAAGAGAGAGUACAACAAGGUUGCAGACGCGCUAUCCCGUAGAGCAGACUACCUAGGUGCGCUAGUUUCUGACUUUGGCAUAUCUAAUGAAGUAACUCAAUCAUUGGUGGGAGCCUAUCAGGAAGACCCUGUCACGAUGGACAUCAUCCGCAAGCUUCAAGCAAAAGACAAGGCCACAGAAAGUGAGAUUGUGAUGGUGGAUGGGUUAAUCUAUCUUGAUAAGGCCGGAGUAAAGAGAUUGGUAGUUCCAUCUAGUGAACAGUUGCGUAGUUUAUUUUUAGGAGAAUGUCAUGUCGCAACUGGGCAUUUUGGCUACAAGAACACGAGUGCAAACUUAGUACAGCGAUUUUGGUGGCCCAGAAUGUUAGAUGACGCAAAGAAGUAUGUUGAGACCUGUCAGGUCUGUCAGCAGGACAAGCCGAGAACUCAAGCACCGCUUGGGUUAUUGAAGCCUUUACCCAUUCCUGAUGGUCCAGGAUUGAGUGUUUCCAUGGAUUUCAUGGACACCCUAGUGACCAGCAAGAGUGGUAAGAGGCACAUUUUCGUCAUCAUUGACAAAUUCACCAAGUACGCUAGACUAAUACCAAUGCUAGAGACAGCCAGGACGGAGUAUGUCAUCAAGUUGUUCAAGGACAACUGGGUAAGGGACUUUGGUUUACCAAAGACCAUCAUUAGUGACCGAGACGUCCGCUUCACAAGUGAAUUGUGGAAGAGGACUGCAGAACAGAUGGGCAGUCAACUUCAAAUGACUUCAGGGAAUCAUCCCGAAGCCAACAGACAAGCCGAACAAAUGAACAGAGUGGUACAACACUUGCUGCGGCAUUACAUCAAGCCCAACCAAGAUGAUUGGGAUGAGCAGUUUCCUCUCAUCGCCAGCUUGUACAACAAUGCUAUUCAUAGUAGUACCGGUGUUAGUCCUAACCAGUUGCACUUGGGAUGGAAGCCUAGAUCAGCACUAGACUUCCUCCUACCUGAAAACCGACCUGCUGCAACUCCAGGCACACUUGAAUACGGUAUGCAAUAUGAGAAGUUGCUGCGCUAGGCUGUUGAACAUAUGAAGAAAGCUCAGCAAGCCAUGAUUGCUUCUGAGAAUCAACAUCGCAGACAGUC
Messenger RNA from Chara braunii, 3806 nucleotides. Lineage: Eukaryota; Viridiplantae; Streptophyta; Charophyceae; Charales; Characeae. The record is from the annotation of a GenBank genome assembly.